Messenger RNA from Strongyloides ratti, 1311 nucleotides. Its product is annotated as Polyribonucleotide 5'-hydroxyl-kinase Clp1. Gene Ontology annotation, molecular function: polynucleotide 5'-hydroxyl-kinase activity. Gene Ontology annotation, biological process: tRNA splicing, via endonucleolytic cleavage and ligation. The transcript is spliced from 2 exons. The record is from RefSeq and is a predicted model, not a curated record. Lineage: Eukaryota; Metazoa; Nematoda; Chromadorea; Rhabditida; Strongyloididae. The coding region runs from base 1 to 1311 and encodes 436 amino acids. Gene Ontology annotation, cellular component: nucleus.
AUGACUACAUCCAAAGAUAAUGAACCAAGAGAAUAUAAACUAGCAAGUGAUAAUGAAUUAAGAUUUGUCGUUGGUCCUGAAGAAGUGACAGUUGAAUUACUAGAUGGGAGGGCAGAACUUUUUGGAACUGAGUUGAUAAGGAACAAACGGUAUACAUUUCCCCCAGGACGUGUAAUAGCAAUAUAUGCAUAUGAUUUUGCAACAAUUGAAUUAGUUGGAGGUGAUGAAUCUACCUAUGUUUCUGAUAAUACACCUAUGCGUUCAUAUCUUCAAAUUCAUACAUAUCUUGAAAAACAAAGAGAAAAAGCAUAUCAAAAUUUAAAAUCAAAACGACAAAAACUAGGUAAACAAAAAAGAGGACCAAGACUUUUAAUUGCUGGUUCAAUGGAUGUUGGUAAAAGUACAAUUGCAAGAAUUCUUUGUAAUUAUGCUGUUAGAAGUUGUCGGACUCCAAUAUAUGUUGAUAUAGAUGUUGGACAGGGAUCUAUAUCAGUUCCCGGAACAGUUGGUGCUUUAUUUCUUGAAAAGACAGCUGAUGUGAUAACAGGAUAUGACACAAAAUCGUCAUUAACUUUACAUUAUGGUUACUCAACUCCAAGUGCUAAUUUUGAUCUUUAUUUAUCAUGUCUAAAAACAUUAGCUGAUUAUGUACAUAAAAAAAGUAUGUCAACAGAUGAAAUAAAUGCCAGUGGAAUAAUUAUAAAUACAUGUGGAUGGGUAGAUAAACAAGGAUAUGAAUCUUUAACAAAAGCUGCUGAAGAAUUUGAGGUUGAUACUGUAGUAAUUAUAGAACAUGAGAGAUUAUAUCAUAGUUUAAAAAAAGAUCUUCCAUCACUAGUAACUGUACAUAAGGUUUCAAAAUCAAGUGGAAUAGAACCUAGAACUCGUGAUAUGAGAGCUGCAGCAAGAACUAAUGCUAUACAUAAUUAUUUUUAUGGUGAUUAUACACAUAAAUUAUGUCCACAUUCUUUUCCGUUAACUUUUGAUAGUGUUAUUGUAGCAAAAAUUGGUGCUGAAGCUCUUCCAGAUUCAUGUUUACCUUUUGGUAUGAAACUAGAAAAUUGUAAAACAAAAGUUGUCAAAAUGAAUAUUACACCUGAUAUUAAAGAUCAUCUUUUGGCUGUAAUGCCACCUGGUUCAAUUCUUGAUCAAUCUCUUUUAACUACUCCAUGUGUUGGAUAUGUUGUUAUUACCAACGUUGAUAUGGAUAAUAAAGUUAUUCAUGUUUUAUCACCACAACCUUCUCCUUUACCCUGUAACAUUUUACUAUUUUCUGAUGUUACUUUCAUUGAUGACAAUAACAUUGUGUAA